UAACGUGCUCUAUAAAAUUUCUGUUAAAUUACCUGCAUAAUUGUUUGAUUGUUUCAACUGUGCUCUGUUUAGGGUUUAAUUUGACAUUUCAGCCACGACGAUGGCUUAUUCCAAGUUCGAUGAUAAUCUCGAAUUUGACGACGAUAUUGGCGCAGAUAGUAGUGGGAAGAUCGAUUACAGUCUCUUGAAGGAAGAAGAAAUUUGGCUUCUCCAGGAAGAUGACGUCAACGAAAUCUCCAGCGCACUUUACCUGCCGAGAGGGGAGGCUCGCGUUUUGUUACUCAUGCACGAUUGGAGCGUGAGCAGAGUGCUGGAGAACUGGUUCUCCGAUGAGGAAAGGGUCCGAAAAGCGGCGGGAUUGCUGCCGGUAGACCAAAUCUCCCAGAUCCGAUUUCCGGAAAACGACGAAUUCCGUUGCAAAAUUUGCUUCGACAACUACCCUCUCGGCUUAAAAACCGUCGCAUCCUGCGGCUGCGGCCAUGUUUUCUGCGUCGGUUGUUUCGAAUCGUGGAUUCAUUCAUUGAUCAGCGAUGGACCGGGCUCUCUCUUCCGGCUCCGCUGCCCCGAGGUCGACUGCAACGCCGCGGUGCCGGAAGAGAUUUUGGAGUCCGUCGCCCGAGAUGAGGACAAAAUUAAGUACCGGCGAUUUCUCCUCCGAUCCUACGUGGAGCAGAAUCAGAUAAUCAAAUGGUGUCCGGGGCCGGGGUGCGAUUACGCGGUGAAAUUCGAUACGUGGAACACGGAGAACUGUGGCGUCGAGUGCGAGUGCACGACCGCGUUCUGCUGGAAGUGCACGGAGGACAGCCACCACCCGGUGGAUUGCGACACCGUGCGGAGGUGGAUGGUGAAGGCCACCUCCGAGUCGGAGAAUUUGAAUUGGAUUCUGGCCAACUCCAAGCCUUGUCCCAGGUGUAAACGCGCUAUCGAGAAGAACAAUGGAUGCAUGCACAUGACCUGCAUUGCUCCCUGCCAUUACCAAUUCUGUUGGAUCUGCCUGAAAUCGUGGGAGAAUCACGGCUGCAACCGGUGGGAGAGGGCCGAAGGAACCGCAUUGACUGAUGAUGAGAAGAUGCAGGAGAAGGCAAAGCUGACCUGGAAAAAGUAUAUGCAUUUCUUCGCGCGCUGGGAAGCCAACGACAGAUCCAGAAAGACUGCGGUAGCAGACUUGCGCAAGGUGCGGCAGGACUCUGCCGCACCUUACGCAUGCUCUUCACAGCUGCAAAACACAUCGUUGCGGCAAAUUGUGGAAGAAGCGUGGGAGCAGAUUGUGGAGUGCCGGAGAAUGCUGAAAUGGACGUACGCCUACGGGUACUACCUGCCGGAGGAUGAGAAUGAGGCGGCGAGACGGCAACUGUUCGAGUACUCGCAAGGCGAGGCAGAGAGUAUGCUGGAGAGGCUCCACCGGUGUGCAGAGACAGAGCUCGCUGAAAUUCGCGAGGAGGAGGAGAAGGAGGACGGGGGAUCCGUCGAGGCAUUCCGCCGGAAGCUCGUGAAUCUGACUAGGAUUACUAAGCACUUCUUCGACAAGUUAGGGGCAGAGUUGGAGAACAAUCCUCUCUCCCACGAGGAUCCGCUGCCGUCAAAGAAGGGUGGGAAGCCAUCGUCGGCCAACAAAAUUAGAUUUAGCAAAACUAAAAAGAAAAGGCAACCAUAAAUUUGAAUAAAGUUGAUGUUGAAAUUUGAAUAAUUUAAAGACAAACAACUUCUCAAAUACUACGUAAAACGGUAGUAGCAUUUCCUAAUUCAAAAUUCAUGUUUGUAUCCUUCUUAAAUUCACUUUUGUAUUCAUC
Messenger RNA from Cuscuta epithymum, 1790 nucleotides. NCBI's taxonomy places the organism in Eukaryota, Viridiplantae, Streptophyta, Magnoliopsida, Solanales, Convolvulaceae. The record is from the annotation of a GenBank genome assembly.